AUGGGCUGGAUUCUGGGAGAGAAGUUCGACACAGUCUAUCCACACAAAGGAUCAAUCGAGGCCCUCUGGGAGACGAAAUGGAAGGCAGCGUGCGAGAUAUCAGUCUAUCCUUUCCAUGAUGGAAAGUUGGAGGAUUUUGAGCCGAUUUUCAAGAAGCUCAUUGCUGAAAACAUCAACGAUGCGUACUCCGACGCGUAUACCGAAAUAUUCCUACCUUUUGCCGAGCUGCUCGAACAGCGAGCGGCCGCAGCGCUGCGCAAGGGUGAUGGGGCUACCGCAUCGGGCCUACUCCUCCGCGCAGCAGUCGUAUACAGGAUCGCGCGGUUCCCGUACGUAGGUCCCGCGACAACGGGCCUCAAGAGAACGGCAUUCGAGCGGCAGAAGAUUGCAUACCUCAGGGCAGCAUCGUUGUGGAAACCGCAGCUGCAGGAAACGGUCAUCGGGCACACCCAUCGUAAGGGAAAGGACGGGACACAUAUCCCAAUCUACCUUUGCGUUCCAGAGGACAGUUCGAAGCCCGUCCCCUGCGUUCUCAUUAUGACAGGCCUAGAUGGCUAUCGGCCGGAUAAUACCAAGCGCAUUCAUGAAAUCGUCAGCCGUGGGUGGGCAGUUGUGAUCUGCGAGAUUCCCGGAACGGCAGACUCCCCAGCUGAUCCGAGUGACCCCUCUGCUACGGAUCGCUUGUUGGACAGCGUGUUCCUGUAUAUGAGACAACGGACUGACAUCGACAUGUCGAGGAUCGCACUUUGGGGACUGAGCGCAGGUGGUUUCUACGCUAUACGAGCCGCGCAUACGCACAGAAACCGUCUUGCGGGUUGUAUUGCCCACGGUCCAGGCGCACAUUACUUCCUAAGUGAAGAGUGGCUUAACAGAGUUGAGGACCACGAGUAUCCGUUUCCGUGAGUCCGGCUGCUUUUAGCUCAUUAGGUGAUAUUUGCUCACUCGAACCAGAAUUAUACGCGCCUGGGCGAAGAAAUACGGCUACGAUGACCCUGCCGACUUCUGCAAGAACGCUCAGCAAAAGUUCUCCCUUCUCGAGACUGGGGUUCUUGACCGGCCAUGCACUCGGCUAUUGUUGUUGAACGUGAGCAUUUUCCCAAUUCUCGGCAUGCCAGCUCAUUGAAGUUUCUAGGGUAUCGACGAUGGCGUAGUUCCGAUCGAGGACUGCCUCCUGCUGUUCAACCAUGGCAGUCCUAAAGAGGGAAGGUCAGCAGA
Molecule: messenger RNA, 1215 nt
Organism: Aspergillus nidulans FGSC A4
Lineage: Eukaryota; Fungi; Ascomycota; Eurotiomycetes; Eurotiales; Aspergillaceae
Gene: ayg1
Product: heptaketide hydrolyase ayg1
Exons: 3
Coding region: 1-903 (300 amino acids)
Source: RefSeq, a predicted model, not a curated record